Pelobates fuscus (common spadefoot toad) is the source of this 6680-nucleotide messenger RNA. It is a transcript of the gene CEP135, whose product is annotated as centrosomal protein 135. The coding region runs from base 274 to 3777 and encodes 1167 amino acids. The record is from RefSeq and is a predicted model, not a curated record. Lineage: Eukaryota; Metazoa; Chordata; Amphibia; Anura; Pelobatidae. The transcript has 26 exons.
UCGAAUGGGAAGCGUUGCUAUGGGGAUCCAGCUCUGCUUCGCGGCCGGGCUGCCCGCGCGCCUUUUUCAAACCGCUUCUCUAACCGCCGUGCAGCCAGCCAGCCAGUCAGUCCGCCGAGCUCGGACACCGCAGGGUCUCUCCGCCCUCCAGCCGUGCGGGCCAGCAAUGACCCUGUGAGAGAGCUAGAUAGACAGAGAGAGCGGAAGGCCUGGUGGAUGCUGUCACGACCCUGCAUCUAGAUUACUUCAUUUUGAUUUGGAAAAUCAGUAACAAUGAGUACAGCAGCAGAAAGGAAGUUUAUCAAUCUUCGGAAGCGCCUUGACCAGCUGGGAUACAAGCAGACACUCGGUAUUGAGUCUCUACCUUUAGUGGAAAAGCUUUUCAGCGAUCUUGUUCACACAACCGAAAGUCUUCGUAAUGUUAAGUUAUCAGCUGGUAAGACAGAACAAGAGAGGAAAAACUUUGACUCUGUAAUAGAACCUUACAAAACUGAAAAUGCCAGACUAGUCCGGGAGAACAAUCAGCUGCACCUAGAACUCUUGAAACUGAAAGAAGACUCUGAUCGGCAUAUCAAAGAUUUAAAAGCUUCCCUAAGAAAAUUUGAACACCAGACAGCUGACCUAAAGUUCUUGAAUAAUCAAUAUGUCCACAAGAUUCGCUCCAUGGAAAAAGACAGUAAAGCAAAGUUAGGGAAAAUUCAGGAGUUGCAAGAAAAGAAUCUGCAGGCGGUUGUACAAACACCAGGUGGCAAGAAAAGAAACAUACCUUUCAGACGACAGCGCAUGCAGAUUGAUCAGCCAUUGCCAUAUGAAACCACUAGUCGCCCUGUUCCACAGUCUGAGGACCCUUAUGUUGCAGAUCUGCUGCAAGUGGCUGAUGACAGGGUCCGAGAUUUACAAAAAGACAUGUCAAUGUUAAAGGAUAAGCUGGAUAUAGCAGAAAGAACUGUUAAAAAUCUUAACCAGCAGGUUGAAUCACGAGACAGAGAAAUAGAGCGUUUGGCACUGGCUCUGGAUGGUGGGCGUUCGCAUGAUGUUAUUUCUCUAGAAGCCAGAUACAGAAGUAAUGAGAAGCUUGUUGACCAUUUAAAUCUUCAAAUUGAAUGCCUCCAGCAAGCAAACAGAGAUCUUGAGAAACGCAUUGAGAACCUCUUGGAAACACGGCAGAAUGUGACCUGCGAGGUGGUAAAUCUUAGCACCAAGAAUGAUGAACUAUGUAAAGGGCUCACAGAAAUAGAUCAAUUAGCUCAACAGCUGGAGCGAGACAAGGAGAUUGUUCUAGAAACAGCAGAUGCUGAAAUUCAAGAGGCAAAGGUUGAAAUAAAAACUCUACAAGUUGAGGUCCAAAAACUUGAACAUGUGAUAUCAAAUUUGAAGUGUGACUUAAAUACAUGUGAAUUUGAGAAGAAUAAGCUUACUGACGAACUGGAAAAAAGAAAAGAUGAAUACCGUAGGUUAGAGUCCCUUGUGAACCACAUAGAGCAUGAAAAGAGGAGACUUUCAAAUAAAGUGGAGAAGCAGAUGAUGACCGAACGGGAACUGGUUUUAGAAGUGGAGCGAAUGCGGACACAGUAUGGCAUUUUGCGUACUGAUCGCUCACCUUCUCGACUAGACUCCUUUGUAAAGACCUUGGAGGAUGAAAGGGAUUACUAUAAAACUGAAAUGGAGAAACUGGAGCGCGUGGUUAAUCUGAAAUCCAGUGUUCUUGGACAUUCAAGGUUGGAAAGCAGCAGGUCUCCAUCUUCACCAGACAAGGGUGCUGGAUUUAAUUCAGAACUAAGGCGGAUAACUAGAGAGCGAGACGAUCUACAGAACAUGCUUGAUCGGUUUGAGAAACAUAUGGCGGAAAUUCAGCUUAACGUCAAGUCGCUGACAGCAGAAAGAGAUAAGCUCCGUCUGCUUUAUGACCAGUCUCAGAAGGAGUCGAUUGUGCUAAAAGAUGCACCACAUAAAGAAUAUCAAGAUGAGCUGCUUCAUGUUGAAGAAGAAAAAAAUCUUGUUGUUUCAGACUUGCGGAGAGUCACAGCAGAAAACGAAUGUUUAAAGGACGAGCUUACGGUUCAGCAAGAAUCGUAUACUUCUGAAAAAUCAAAAUUUUUCCAAAGAAUUGUUGAACUUGAAAGCAACAUUCGAGAUCUUGAAUCUGAACGGUAUGAAUUAAAAUCUACAGUGUCAGACCUAAAAGAACAAAUUGCUUUACUAGAGAAAGGUGCAAGGUUGCAGUCUGAUAAUUUGGCUCAGACACUGGAUGACUCAUCUCAAUAUAAAGCAGAAUUGAGCUCACUGAGAUUUCUGAAUGCACAGUUGCAAACAUCGCUGGAAGAUCUGCAACAUCGCCUCACAGUUAAAUCCAAUGAAGUACAGUUAUCCCGUGAACAAGUUGUAACUUUAGAAGAAAGAAUAGAUGAAUUAAAUAAAAAGACCUCUUUGCACGCCGAUGAAAUGAAUAUGACGAGAAACACUAUUUCUGUUUUGGACAAAGAAAAAGAUAAUCUUCAGGAAACCGUGGAUGAAAAAACAGAAAGAAUUGCAUGUUUAGAAGACAACCUUACUAAUAAAGAAAAGACUAUUACAAAUUUAAGACUGACUCUUUCAGACUUGGAGGCCAACAUGGACCAUUUGAAAGAUUCUCUCAGUAAUAAAGAUCGUGAGGUGUCAAGUCUUCGUCGGCAGCUUGAUUCCUUCCAGUCAGAGCUUGGGGCAAAUGUGAGACAGACCGAAGUUACUCUUAAAGAAAACAGAAGAUUACAAGAUGAUUUAGCGACUAUGGCCAGAGAGAAUCAGACCGUUUCCUUGGAGUUAGAAAAUGCACUACAUCAAAUAGAAGACUUAAAACUGAGAGUUCAUGGAUACAUUUCUGAAAUUUCUAGGGUUGAGACAUUACUUGCAGCAAAGGAGCAGGAGAACCGUGAGCUUCUAGACCAGUUCAAGAUGAUCCACAGCCAAGCUGAAGAAUGGGAAGUCAAAGCACAAAAUGCAGAGGGGGAGAACAGCUCAGUUAGGCUGGAACUGCUUUCUGUGGAUACCGAUCGAAGACACCUGAGAGAGAAAGUUCACCAUUUGGAAAAUGAGAUCCAAGAGCACAUGAAUGCUCAUCAAGCGUAUGAAUCUCAGAUCUCAUCAAUGGCAAAAUCCAUGUCUAGGCUAGAAGAUAAGCUUAAGCAUGAGCAAAAUGAAAAGGAUGCGAUUUUAUCAGAUCUAUCUUCUGUCAGGGAGCUCUGUGUGAAGCUGGAUUCUAACAAAGAGCAUUUGUCAAGGCAGCUAACUGGCAGAAACAUGGAAUAUGAAAGGGCCUUGGAAGCAUUGGAAGAUAUGAAGUCUGAAGUGGAGCUUCUGAAGAAGCAACUUUCUAGUGAACGACUCACAAUUCGAAACCUGGAAACAUUGCUGUCCACUAAUCGGGAGAAGGAGUUUCAGAGUCACCUAUCCACCCAUGAGAAAGACUCAGAAAUUCAACUGCUUAAAGACAAACUAACGCUUUCCGAAAGUAAACUGAACAGUCAUUCUCGAGAAGUACUAAUGCUUCGAAAUAAGCUAACACAGCUGCAAUCAGAUUAUGAUGUUGCAAAAAGGCAGCUCACUACAGAGCGGUUUGAAAGAGAGAGAGCAGUUCAGGAGUUGCGUCGACAUGGUCUUAACACAUCGACUGUGCGUACAUCAUCACCACUAACCUCAACAAUGAAAUCACCAGCAGUGUCCCCUGAGCGAUCUAUUUUGAGAUCUGUUGAUAAAGGAGUUGACAAGUCAGCUGAGAAGAGUGUGAGCUUCAAGGAGUGACAGAUAUGAAAUAUUUAAAUGUACUAAGGAGGAAGCAACUUGUUAAGCUUGGCAUCAUGCAUAUACAUAUUGAUGGGGUUUGCAGGAGAUCUACCACGGUUAGCUCUAAAAACACCCCCUGGAAACAAAAAAUUUUUGUAAAAUAUCUAGGAAUAUCAUUUUCUGUGUUCUGAUUAAAUUAUAAGCCAUAUGUGUAAAAUCUAUUUUUGUACAUUAAAUAUUGUUACAUGGAAGAUUAAUUUUAUAUUUGUAUUAAUAAUGUUUACUAUGGAAUAUUGGUAUAUUUUAAGUUUAUACUUGUCAUGCUGUACUUAAACCAGAGAAUCUCACAAAAGCACUGGGUUCUUCCUUUACUAUGCAUUGGAAACAACUAUGCAGUUGUAGCAAAAUACGUUUGGAGUAUGCAUCUUUUGUUUAAAUGUUUUUUAAUUAAUGACUGAAUAACUACACUUAACGUGAGAAUAGAUCCAUUUUUAUUGCUUCCCUGCUACAGUGCCAAUUACAUAUUAGUUAUUUAAAUAUGUAAUGACUAUAAAACCUAUUUGUUUCUUACAUUUUGCCUUUUUAACUAGCUCCUCAAUUCCUGUUAUAUUAUGUAAUCUGCCUACAUGUGUAGGCUUUCCCUAUUUACAUAUUAUCUUCAAACUAUGUGGCUUGUUUUUUUUUUUUUCAACUUUCUUGGGUCCAAAUACUGUUGUUUCUGGUAGCUUUUCUUAAGGUUACCAUAAAACUUCUUUUGAUCCCCGACUCAUUCCCCACACCAGUAUUUCAGAACUGGUUUUCUAGCCCACACUCUUAAACAAAACUAACUACUCAUAUUUUUGGUUUGGCUGAAUGGAAAGACACAGACUUGAACUACGCUUUCAUUUAAUGCUUUACCCUCUUUCUCAGCUUCACGUCUUGUAUUAUUUGCAUUGUCUGUUGCAUUCAGACUGUUGGAAUUUGUAUUCUUUUGUGUUUUUGUUGAACUGAUUUGGAAGUCUUUGCUGAUAGAUCAUUCUUCUCCAUUCAAACUGGCUAAAUGUUCUGGUUACAAAGUAUAAGACAUGGCAUCCACUUAAUCUGGAUGUAUUUCAUUCCUGGUUUGUUCUCUAGCUGCCCACUAGACGAUAGUGGCUUCCGUACUAGGAAAGCUACACCUCCUCACAGCCUUGCUAUCCACAUCUUGGCUACUCCAGUCCUAUAGUCAUAGUCACUAUAAUUUAGCUUCUGCUGUGUUAUCUACUAAAGUCUGUCAAAUCCUUACGUGUGUUCAAGCUUGACAAUUGACAAGUAGCUAAAUUGCAGCCAAACCACUUUUUGUUUAAUUCAAAAAGUUCCCUCAUAUAUUGGAACAAGUAAAUGAAAUGUGCAAUGGUGCAAACUGUUACAAAGUUCAGUUUUGCUAGGUACAAAAUACCAACGAGUGUGUUUUGGCGUUAUUAUCCGUGCAAUAUAGUGAUACCUUUAAAGAACAACUGUCACCUCAAAACCAUUUUUUAAUAUAAUACGUUCAUCAAGUUUUGAAAGGAAAUAUAUAUUUGUUUUUAAUGAAAUAUAUGUAAUAACAAGUUAGAAAACUUGUCCAUGCCUUUAGUUUAUGACGGCAUCCUUCAGCCAUAUACAUGCACCUUGGGUCAGACAGAUUUUGAAAACUGACAGUCUCCAUGAUCUUUCCUGCUUCACUUCCUGCACAGCCAACAUCACAGCCUCACUUGCCGUGGUCCAAUCAAACGAUUCCCGUGAGCUGGGAGGGAGGUUUAAAUCCACUAACUGUUACUGGGGAGGGCUGCUGCUUGCAAGAGAGAAUCUCAUUACAUCCAUUGAUAGCGCAAUGAUGACAGACAUAUAUUUUUUUGCACAGAAUUCACAUUCGGCAGCCCGGAUCAGCUGGUUGUGGUGGUUGGAUUAACCCUUUAAAAUACUAGUAACACAGAAUGGUACAACUUAAAAUUAACAUAAUUACUAAUUAGCACAUCAAUGCUAAUAUAUAUAAUUUAGAACUCUAACUAUUUUGUUCUGUGGUUUUAAAUCUGUUACCUCCUCUCCACUGUGGUUAAAACGGUUACUCCAAGCACCAUGGUACUUGGAAUAUGUACGUUCAGCAUUCAAAUAGAGUUCUGGGCUGGCUAAUGCCAAGUUUGUGCAUAUUCGACGUCUGUCAUAAACAUGCACAGCAUUCCAGUGGCGGCAUAGUGAUGGGGAGUGACAGCACCAGAGGAAGAAUGAUCUUCACAGAGUGUUUAUUUGUUAUUUAUUUUUUUGUUUGUUUUUCUCUGUGUGUUCUGUAACAAUUGCACUUUUUAACGGUUUGCAUUGUAAUUUUUACUUAUGGUUUUGUUUUUCUGUUUGGGGAGUUAACAGAGCUGAUACUUUACAGUUGGUGGCAAAGUGUUCUUUAAUAGAACUAUUAACUAGCAGUGAUUCACAAUACUGUAUUUAUUUAUAAAAAAAAAUAAAAUAAAACACAAUUGUUUUGUUAUUCAAUACAAAGAAGUACAGCCUUGACCCUAAGGCACUGUAACGUGACCUCCACCCCUCCCAAACCAUUCUAUUAUUGUGGCAUAAUGUUUAUGUAAAUGGUAGCAUUGGCAUGGGCUGAGACAUAACGUAUAAACUAUAAAAUUGGUAGAAAUCUGCAUGCUACAAUGUUUAGAGUUACAUUUUAUUAACUACUUGUCAUCAACACAAUUAUGGAAUAGAAGUAUUCUUUGAAAGUAUGUUUGUCUAUUAGUAUCAUGAUCUCUGUUUAGAAUUUGACAACCACGUGAAGGAAGAACAAUUCCUGGAUGCAGUUUACAAGUGUUAAUUUUCCAAAGCUGGUUGUUUUAAAACAGUAUAGGUGCUGUUUUUUUAUCCCGUGUUUUAUACAGUUCAUUUAAUAUAUUGACAUUUUAAUAGACAAAUGUGUUUUUUGGGGGGAA